This is a messenger RNA of Oryzias melastigma (Indian medaka), 2126 nucleotides long. RefSeq names its product thyrotropin-releasing hormone receptor. Gene Ontology annotation, cellular component: membrane. Gene Ontology annotation, biological process: phospholipase C-activating G protein-coupled receptor signaling pathway. The record is from RefSeq and is a predicted model, not a curated record. Lineage: Eukaryota; Metazoa; Chordata; Actinopteri; Beloniformes; Adrianichthyidae. Bases 715 to 1884 code for a protein of 389 amino acids. Gene Ontology annotation, molecular function: thyrotropin-releasing hormone receptor activity. The transcript is spliced from 3 exons.
UGCAUUAGUAUUCACAAUGUCGACCUUGCACACAGACAAAUAUUGAAACACGUUCAGAAUGUUUUCCAUUCUUGGAUUUUUAAAGAUGUUAAUGUUACUUAAAGAGAAAUAAUAGACCCAAGUCAUCACACAUUAAAAAUCUGUUAAACAUUUUGGAUUUGCUUACAAGAACCCUACUAUUCUCCUUUAAUUUCUCCUUUAUUUUUGAUCAGAACUUUUUAUGAUGUUAAUUUCUAAUCAAAUAAAUACUAAAGCUUGUUUAGCUGUUUGCUGCAGGUUUAAAUUCCAAUCAUCCUUUGACAGUCAAAAUGUUAACACACCCCUAAAUGUAAACAUCUGGUAAAUGAACGGCGAGCGCGAAAUGCUGUUUUAUCACAUCAAACUUCACAAUAAGGUUGAUUUUUGACUCCGUUCCUGCAGUGAUGUUUUUCCAGUGAUUGCUUGAAGUGUGAGGUGCGGCUAAGUGAUGCGUGUGGACAUGAUGGUGAGUGGUGUGAAAGAGAGGGAGGACUGUACACAGAAAAAAAAACCAAAGGGAGGAGGACAGAUGUGGACAUCUGUGGCGACUGCAGAGGUGGACUUAGCAGUCAUCUGUGUUUUACCGCUCACUGCACCUGAGCGCUGCCACCAUGUCAGAGUGACGGCUGAUUCUCACAACUCACGGUUUUCUCGUCCCAAAGGUUGACAGAUUCUUACUCCUUCAUCCCAAACAAGAUGGAGAACAACACAACAGUUUUUCAGGAUGUGACUGGAGUUGUAAAUCUACCAGAAAUGCCCAUGAAAUCUCUAGAAGAGCAAGUUGUGACAAUAUUUUUGACGUUGCUCAUUUGUGGCGUCGGCAUUGCAGGGAAUGUGAUGGUCGUGCUCGUGGUGCUGCGCACCAAACACAUGGUGACUCCAACCAACUGUUACCUGGUCAGCUUAGCAGUGGCAGACCUGAUUGUGCUCCUAGCUGCAGGCCUGCCCAACAUCUCCAAUGUUGUAGCCUGCUGGAUAUACGGCUACUCGGGAUGCCUGUUUAUAACGUAUCUUCAGUACCUCGGCAUCAACGUGUCAUCCUGCUCCAUCACAGCCUUCACCAUCGAGCGCUACAUUGCUAUCUGUCACUCCAUAAAGGCUCAGUUUAUAUGCACGGUUUCUCGGGCCAAGAGGAUCAUAGCUGGAGUCUGGAUCUUCACCUCGCUGUACUGCACCAUGUGGUUCUUCUUGGUGGACAUUGAUGAAACGGCCUACGCUAACGGGGUGGUGGUCAACUGCGGCUACAGAGUCUCCAGGAGCCUGUACAUGCCCAUCUACUUCCUGGACUUCACGGUUUUUUACGUAGUGCCUCUCAUUGUCGCCACUGUGCUGUAUGGGCUCAUUGCAAGGAUUCUGUUCAUCAGCCCGCUGCCAUCACACCUGAGCGACCGAGCAGGAGGAGGAUCCGUCCACCAGGGUCACUACAACAGUACCAGUAGUGCCAAUAAAGGGGCCAUCACUGCAAGGAAACAGAUAACCAAGAUGCUGGUUGUGGUGGUUGUCCUCUUUGCCCUGCUGUGGAUGCCCUACCGAACGCUGGUGGUCAUCAACUCCGUCAUCGACCCACCAUACCACGACACCUGGUUCAUCCUUUUCUGCCGGAUGUGCAUCUACACCAACAGCGCCAUCAACCCCAUCAUUUACAACCUCAUGUCUCAGAAGUUUCGCGUUGCGUUCAGGAAGCUCUGUAAAUGCAGCUGCCAACGCGGUGGGGCGGAGUACAACGCGCCGAUCUACUGCAGCGUGAUGAAGAAUCUGUCACACGGGAGCAACGAGCCAGUCACGGAGCAGGAGGACGUCGGUGGCCAGUUCGCAAACCGAUUCAAUGCCACAGAUGAUGACAAAGGCACUCUCAAAGUUUCUUGAAGAGAUUUUGCAAGAAUUAUCAGGACAAUGUGUGUUAACGGGAAAUUAUAGAUCUAAAUCUCUCAUUUUUGGUGUAAAUUCCUCUAAUUUCCGAAUUAUGCUUAAUGAUAUCGUCACAUGUUCUUUAUGAUAAAUGCCUGUAAUUUUGUGUGUGGAAUUAGACAUGGUUCUUUUUCAUUGUUGUUGUAAUUAUUCUGUAAAUAAAGAUAAAACGUGUGUUUCAAUAAAACAGAUGAAUCUUA